CAAAAAAACGACAGCAACAAGCAAAAAUCUGACUGAUUCGUAUAACCUCACACUGAUAGAAGAAUCUUCCAAAGCACCCAAAAUGUCAGGUUUCUUAAACUUGCAUUUGUGGUCAGACACUUGUGCUAAAAACUUAGACAUUUUGUGUAAUUUUCCUAUGUUUCCAAGAGCGCCAGAUAACAGACUUGCUCUGAAUAAAACUGUUAUUGCGAGAAAUUUGAAACAAGCGAAGGCGAUAAGAUUGUUUGGAUUUAUAGACCCGAUCGAAUCUGGCGUGUUUUUUUUCAUGGUUAAAUUUUGCAUUGCCGAAGUUUAUCUUAGCUACAACAAGAACUGGAAAGAAGCAAGACAGAUCUUAUCCUUAGACGUUGGAAAAUUUCCUGAAAACAAGUCAGACUCUCAAGUUUCUUCAGCAAUUGAUCUGGUAGCUGGAGAGAAAUAUUUCAUCGACAUAGUCGCCAUUUGUGUUUACAGAAUUAACAAGUUACAACUUUUGUGGAAAACUCCAAGUAGCUCUGGUUUUGAAAUUCUAAACUCAACGUUUUUAUCAACAAAAAUGGAUGACAACAGCUUAAGUAAUCUCAGUUUCUACGACGAAGAUAUACCAGAUUCUCAAGCCUGUGCCCUGAGAGAGAAUGACACCACUUAUUUUAAAUCACGCCGUGAAAUAAGCUACUUAUCACACGAGGAAGUGAAAAAUGUAUUACCAAAUUGUGAGUAUAAACCAAGUUACAUUUUGAAUCGCAGAGUAAGCAAAUAUGAAGCAGUAUUUCGUCAUGUGGUUCACUCAUUUAUCUUCCCGUUUCCUGAACAUCACCAAGUCCGCAAUAGAUCCAACCGGAUUUAUCCACUUGGAGAAAGCGAGGCCAGGGAAGUUGUUAACAUCUUAAUGGAGGCUCUCCGUAAUAAAUCACCAAGGAGGUUUGAAUUGAACGAAAUAAGAAAUGUGGAAAGAAAGACAGAUCCAAAAAGAGGCGACCGAUAUCUGAUCGAAGUUGAAUUGCUGGACGUGACAAGUGGCAACAAUGUGAUGUUAUCUGAAUAUGUGUUCAUGGCCAACGGAGAAAAGAAACUCUGUUAUCCAAUGGGAUUUCAAUGGAACAGAACGGUCGACGUCUAUCUGAUGGUAACUGCUAAAAGUCUUGGAAGAUGGCUUCAUCAUUUUAUUAAAAACGUCGAGAAGAUCAUGCAUGAAACGAACGAUCAAAAUCUUCAUGUUGUGAUUUAUGAUUACAACAGCUCUGACAUCAACUUGGAAAAGGUUUUAAAGGAAAGUUCGUUGACAAAAUACAUGUUCAGAAGAGAGAGUGGGAAAUAUUCGCGGACUCAUUCCUUUACUGAGGCAAUAAACCUUAUAUCAAACCCACACAGUAUUAUUAUCAUGGUUGAUCUUCAUCUUGAUAUUGCAGCACCAUUUAUCAACAGCGUCCGAAAACAUUGUAUCGAAGGUCGAAUGGUUUUCACGCCAAUCAUCGUUCAAAUGCGCUGUGGUGCUAAUCCGGCAAACUUAGUUGGACUAUGGCAAGUGCUUGGUUACGGGAUAAUUGGACUCUACAAGUCGGACUGGGACCGAGCCGGGGGAUUUGGGAUCAAUAAAACGACCUGGGGAGGAGAAGACUAUGCACUAAUGGACCAGCUUGUCAGCGUAGGACUGGAGUUUGAACGCAUACGCACUCCGUAUAUUCAUCACUAUUACCACACGAAGAAGGGAAUGUGGUGAUUCAAUAUCUCGUUUUAUCAUUUUCAUUAUGGUUGCUGAUAACGCGCUAGGUCGAAUAUUC
This is a messenger RNA of Pocillopora damicornis (cauliflower coral), 1781 nucleotides long. RefSeq lists its product as uncharacterized. Lineage: Eukaryota; Metazoa; Cnidaria; Anthozoa; Scleractinia; Pocilloporidae. Gene Ontology annotation, cellular component: Golgi cisterna membrane. Gene Ontology annotation, molecular function: acetylgalactosaminyltransferase activity. The record is from RefSeq and is a predicted model, not a curated record.